Messenger RNA from Clonostachys byssicola, 1158 nucleotides. NCBI's taxonomy places the organism in Eukaryota, Fungi, Ascomycota, Sordariomycetes, Hypocreales, Bionectriaceae. The record is from the annotation of a GenBank genome assembly.
AUGGAGGAAGGGGCGAGUCUUCGCAGCCACGCUCAUCAAAGUCCCGGCCAACCUAACGACGAACUGGGUUACUCCUCCACUCGGGCUGAGCCGACCGAUGAUGGGAACUUCGAGACACAGGCAUACACAGACCCAAAAUCCAGCCCUCAUAAUAACAAGAAAGAGAACCCAAAUCCACAACUCAGCCAUCUCACCCCAGCCCAGCGAAGGCGCGCCAUAGUUGGCGACGAGGAAGGCGGUCCCUCCUCGCAACCUGAGGCGUCUAUCAAGCAGAUACCUCGUGCCUCUUCUCCAACAUCUAUUACGCCGGAUAUACUUCAUCAAAAUGAUGGCGAUGACGGGAAUGCUCCUGUUCAUCCUAUCCCAACCGCAGCUCGUGAGCCUGUCUCUAGGAAUGAGGCUAGUAGGAGAGCCCUUGGCUCCCAUGGCCCAGUGUACCAGACCUAUCACGAAUAUGGCAACCAUGGACCCCCAAAUGAGGCCUCGAAGUUUGGGAUUCCCCUAAUCUAUCUCAUCCCAAAUGCUCAAAAUGGGGUACCCAAUCAUAGCGGCCAGCCCUACCAACACGAUUGGGAUGGUGACCACCAGCGGGAGAUUCCCCCUCACCUCGAACAGGUACACACACCAGCCUUCAUGGAAAGAAAACUCUGGGCCUAUUCGAAAUUGAUUUUGCACAUACUUGCGAUACUGUUGUCUAUCUCUUCUAUAGGCCUGAUUUUGAGCCUGAUUCCGAAAAGAGACGUGAUCUCGUCUUCGGUCAUGUUUUCGUUCCCGGUGCCUGCAAUCGCCAUAGGAUGGGGUUUGAUCGAAGUCAUGGCCUUCAUCUUCGUCUUGAAGGGUAGGCCCGGCCCUGGGGUUCUCAAUGGGAUCCUACCCCUUGGCCAACUCGGCCUCUCACUAGUCCUUGCGCUCGCAUGCGUCGUUGUCGCAUACUUACAGUGGACUUCCAUCUCGGAUAUUGAUCGCCGUUGCAACCGUACGCCCAGUAGAACGUUGGUCUAUAAUAACUGGCAAGACUUGUGCGAAUCACAGUGGCCCGAAAAGAAGCCCUCCGCGAUGGCCAUAGCGAUUAUCAAUAUCGUAACCGCAGUUGUCUAUGCUGUUCUGUUCGUCGCUGCUUGUAUAGAUACCAUUUACGGAAAAGAGGAGGAAGAGUGA